Molecule: messenger RNA, 310 nt
Organism: Schistosoma curassoni
Lineage: Eukaryota; Metazoa; Platyhelminthes; Trematoda; Strigeidida; Schistosomatidae
Source: the annotation of a GenBank genome assembly
ACGAACAGUUCGAAGUGAGUGUCCGGGAGAUGCUAACGCAACAAAUGAAUCUUAGUCAUAAACGACUUGCUGAUUAUUCAUGUAAUUCACAUACCGAUUCCAUCAUUCAUUCUAUCCAUGAAUUUAAUUUCGAUGGUUUGGCUGGUAUUACUUUUGAAUUCUGGUUCAAGAAGCACGAAUAUUUGUUCAAGGUCGACCUCCAAAAACUUGGUGACGCAGUCAAGAUCAGAACUCUGCUACGAAUACUUGGCAUGGUUGAAAACGAAUGUCAGAGUAAUCGCAUCGUUCCAAAGAACCCAUGAGAUUUUUC